Marasmius oreades (fairy-ring Marasmius) is the source of this 1720-nucleotide messenger RNA. RefSeq lists its product as uncharacterized. Lineage: Eukaryota; Fungi; Basidiomycota; Agaricomycetes; Agaricales; Marasmiaceae. The record is from RefSeq and is a predicted model, not a curated record. Gene Ontology annotation, molecular function: iron ion binding; monooxygenase activity; oxidoreductase activity, acting on paired donors, with incorporation or reduction of molecular oxygen. The transcript has 8 exons. Bases 245 to 1720 code for a protein of 491 amino acids.
CCAGAGCGUACGGUCACAUGCUCGGACUGGUCGACGUCUACGUUAAUGGCAUCAAGCAUCCAAUAAGUACAGUACGGUAAGUGUACAUGUAUUUCAUGAUCUUUUGCAAUUCUAGGCUACAGAUAUCAAUAUCUGAGAACAGGCCCACCGCUCCGGCUCCACAUCGGCCGGCAUUCAGUCUCGGUAGUAGUUGAUAGCGCAGCGAUGUCGAUGAAGCUUGAAAAUUUCACCCUCGAACGUUACCAUGAACACCUUAUCAUUCACUGGCGCAAUUCUUGUCCUUGUUGGCUUAUACGCGUACCACGUGAGUGCUAGCGACAAGAGGCUAGAUAAAUAUCCCGGUCCUUUCAUUGCACGUUGGACCACUCUCUAUAAGAAAUACUUCGAAACCAUCAUGCAUGGGGCGUGGGUGGAUGAGGUUGAGCGACUCCACCGCCUAUAUGGCCCGAUUGUCCGAGUAGGCCCGAAAGAGCUCCAUUUCAGUAACCCCGACGCCUACAAUGAUAUAUACGCUGUCGGAUCAAGAUUCGCAAAAGACCCAGACACAUAUUCAGCUGUCACGUCGUUCUUACAUCUUUUUGGCGUUUUAGACCCACAGGAAGCCUUAACCAGGAGGACAAUGAUACAACCAUACUUUUCGAAGCGUUCAGUUUCCGAUCGAACAUGGUUGGUUCAACAAAAGGUCGAUCAAUAUCUCGACGAAUUACUUCUCAAGCACGCGAAAGACAAGGUGCCAGUCGAUUUGGAAUACGCUCUCCGACCAUUUUUUUCGACAACGAUUGCCACGUUCGCCUUCCCCGACCUGGAACAGUGCCAUGCCUUGACAACCUCUGGGCUGGCUUCGACUGUGACUGAUACACCGGAUAGGAACACGAUCUGGUUCUUGAUGAAAAAUCUGCAUCCCGUCGUCGUUAAAAUAUUGACAUCGACGACGACACGCAUCAGUUUAAAGGAAAUGGACGCCCUUGAGAUUUUGGCGGCUGACGCUCUACAAUCGUUUCCGUCCGACGUUGAGGAAACCAACGCAAACUUCUUCCACAUACUCCUCAAACGGUCUCAGUUCAAACGUCCGCCAAAUCCUCGCAAAUGGUUAGCUUCAGAAGCUUUAAACUUGAAAUUCGCCGGGGUCGAUACCACAGCAAAUCCGGUAUUCUUUGCCAUUCGUGGAGUUUUAGGUAGCCAUAAGAUUUGGGACAAGCUCACUAAUGAGUUGUAUGACGCAUGGCCAGACUUGGAAGGUCCCGCGCCCGAUCUUGUCACUUUGGAGAAGCUGCCCUACCUUACUGCUGUCAUCAAGGAAGGUUUAAGACUUUCAAUCGGUGUUAUAACACCGAUGAACAGAGUCGUCGGUGAAGACACGAUAGUUGCCGGGGAAUAUAUCCCUGCCAGAACAGUCAUUGGGAUGUCCAAUUCCUUUAUGCACCUUCAUCCUGACAUUUUCCCGGAGCCGCAUGUUUUCAAACCGGAACGAUGGCUGCAGGAAAACAGUCAGAAACUGGACAAAUACUUAGUGGUGUUUUCACGAGGUCCUAGAAGUUGUGUCGGGAUGCACUUCGCAUGGUGUAUGAUGUAUCUUUUGUUGGCAAAUAUGUUUCGGAAGUUGGAAAUAUAUCCCACUUCGGCGGACGACUUACGAGCCCCAUUCCACUUGAGGGAUGACUUUGUAUCUGUAUUUGUAGGAAAAUCUGUACAUCUACAUUUCGAACGCAAGCAAAAUUAG